AAAAUCUGACGGCGCGCGGGGAGCCAGGACCAGGAGACCGAGCGAGUGCUCAUCGCAGCUCGGGGGCACGCGCAGCAGCAGCCAGAUCAGCAGCGCUGCAUCCCCGACCCCGAGUACUCAAGGAGCGCUAGCGAGGACGAAGAGCCUCAUCGGACGCCACAACAAGGGAUUCGCGCAACAUCUGGAACAGACGGCAGCCGUUUCACUUCCCUUCCUCAGAGGAGGAGUCGCAGCAGAGACAUGCAGAGCCAGCAGCAGCUCCAAGGGUCCGAAGCGGUCCAGGCUCCCGGUAGAAAGAAGCUGAAAAGGCCGGCCGGUCCGUCGGGACGCGAGGAACCUGACGACGGCGGCGGCGGCGACGACGACGAGCCGCCCCGACGAAGCAGGAACACGAAGGACGCGCAGACGUCGACGUCCGCCGUUCGUGGCCUGCUGCGCGAUUUCUUCGAGCAGCAGCUGCGCUUGGACGCGCAGCGCCAGGAGACGAUGGAGAGGAGGGCGCGGGAGCGGCUGUUCUUCGAAGACCAAUGGCGGCAGUCGAUGCAGAGGAUAGAGCAGGAGAGGCUGAUGCUGGAGCAGGCGUGGGCGGAGCGCGAGGAGCAGAGGAGGAUGAGGGAGGAGGACAGGGCGGAGAGAAGGGACGCGCUUCUCACUACCUUGCUCACCAGGCUCCUGCAGGGAGACCUCUAGUCCAUCGCAGAUCCGGCGAGAGAUUAGGAUAGAAAAUCAGGAUAGAUUGUAGUUGACUAGGAUUGCUUCGUUCAUAUACUUCUUUACAUGGAAAUAAUGUUAGCUGACUGCAGGUCAAUUGUUAA
Zea mays is the source of this 815-nucleotide messenger RNA. Its product is annotated as transcription factor GT-3b. The record is from RefSeq and is marked validated. The transcript is spliced from 2 exons. Lineage: Eukaryota; Viridiplantae; Streptophyta; Magnoliopsida; Poales; Poaceae. The coding region runs from base 241 to 690 and encodes 149 amino acids.